This is a messenger RNA of Scutellospora calospora, 162 nucleotides long. The record is from the annotation of a GenBank genome assembly. Lineage: Eukaryota; Fungi; Glomeromycota; Glomeromycetes; Diversisporales; Gigasporaceae.
GAGAAAUGUAUCUUAAUAGCUCAAGUAUUGAUUGGAGAAGAACCUGUGGUUGAAUAUUGUCCAUCUUUUAUGGAGAGAUUAGAACUUGAUGCUUUCUUCCGAGAUCAUCAAAUUGCAUUAGAAGUGCAAGGAGCACAACAUCAACUUCAUAAUACUAGCUAG